GGGAGAAGGUUUAGGCAGCGGCAACCGCUGAUUGGCAGCAAAGGGGUUCACUCCCCAUCUCCUGCUCGAUCAAAACCGGCACAGCCAAUCAGAAAGAGGGCUACCUGGGACGACCCAAUCCUGCAGCGGGGCUGAGGGCGGGGCGGAGACAAAUGGCUCAGGUGGACCCGGGCUGGAGCUGGCUUGGGGGAGCUUGUUUGCUGCUGCUGUGGUCCUGGGGGUCGGAUUGACAGGCAAACGCCCUCUCAGACGUCGGGAUCAUCAUGAGCCGUUUCCUGAAUGUGUUACGAAGCUGGCUGGUCAUGGUAUCCAUCAUAGCCAUGGGGAACACGCUCCAGAGCUUCCGAGACCACUCCUUUCUCUAUGAAAAGCUCUACACUGGCAAACCCAACCUUGUGAAUGGCCUCCAAGCCCGGACCUUUGGGAUCUGGACCUUGCUCUCAUCAGUGAUUCGCUGCCUCUGUGCCAUUGACAUCCACAACAAGACGCUCUAUCACAUCACGCUGUGGACCUUCUUCCUCGCCCUGGGUCACUUCCUGUCUGAGUUGCUGGUGUUCGGAACUGCAGCUCCCACAAUCGGUGUCCUGGCGCCCCUGAUGGUAGCAAGUUUCUCAAUCCUGGGCAUGCUGGUCGGGCUCCGGUACCUGGAAGCAGAGCCAGUGUCCAGGCAGAAGAAGAGGAACUGAGGCCGGCACUACCACCUCCAGGACGCUGUCAUCUUCCGCCUCAGCUGUCUUCUUCCUUCAUCCUCUCUUCUCUUUAAUUUCUUCUCUUUUGGCUCCAUCCUCAGCCCUUUUACCACUUUUAUCCUCUACAUUUUUCUGGUUUUGUUUUCCUUUAAAAAAUUUUUAAGAUGUGUCCUGCACACAGAAAAGCACAUCACAUGUCUGGGUAAUUUAAAGAUAAUUUUAAAGUGGAUACUGUCCUUAACACCAUCGAAGUCCAGAAAUCGCCAUACCUCGGAAGCCCACCGAGUCCUUUCCCCACCUGUGACCACCCUGCUCCCCGGGCUCCCUUUUCCAGAAGCCUUCUGCUUGUUUGCCUUUUAUUUCCAUUCCUUGAUUUGAUUCGUGUGCUGGGAACAUGAAACUAUGAAACUCAGAGCUGCUGCCCGCCCUGAGCGGCUGUGAUCAAGGGCUGCUUCUUGACAUCGUCCACACACACUGGGCUCCUUUCUGCUGCUAGACCCAAGACUUGGAACUGUGCUGGGGACAGGCAGUGCUUCCAAAGAGGGCUCCUGUCUUACCCACAGGCAGGGAAGGGUUGGAAGCGUCUGGGCUCUUUUUAGACCUUCUGGUCAGCUGUAUUUGUGUAAUAAAUUUUGUAAUUAGAAGAACAAAA
Chinchilla lanigera (long-tailed chinchilla) is the source of this 1341-nucleotide messenger RNA. RefSeq names its product chromosome unknown open reading frame, human C14orf1 (gene Erg28). The record is from RefSeq and is a predicted model, not a curated record. Lineage: Eukaryota; Metazoa; Chordata; Mammalia; Rodentia; Chinchillidae. Gene Ontology annotation, molecular function: protein-macromolecule adaptor activity. Gene Ontology annotation, cellular component: membrane; endoplasmic reticulum. The coding region runs from base 264 to 686 and encodes 140 amino acids. The transcript is spliced from 5 exons.